Salmo salar (Atlantic salmon) is the source of this 1485-nucleotide messenger RNA. RefSeq names its product coatomer subunit epsilon. The record is from RefSeq and is a predicted model, not a curated record. Gene Ontology annotation, cellular component: COPI vesicle coat. Lineage: Eukaryota; Metazoa; Chordata; Actinopteri; Salmoniformes; Salmonidae. Gene Ontology annotation, biological process: endoplasmic reticulum to Golgi vesicle-mediated transport; intra-Golgi vesicle-mediated transport; retrograde vesicle-mediated transport, Golgi to endoplasmic reticulum. Gene Ontology annotation, molecular function: protein binding; structural molecule activity.
CCGUGAAUGGGAGUACCAUAGGGCGGCGCACAAUUGGCCCAGCGUCGUUAGGUUUUGGCCGUCCGUUGCAAAUAAGAAUUAGUUCUUAACUGACUUGCCUAGUUAAAUAAAACCUUAACUGACAGAAGAAGAUCAUCGCCCAUGUACCUUAGUAAAUACGCGUCGGUACUACGUGUCCAGGAAGUGAUCCAGUCAACAUGGCGGCGCAACAAGGAGAUGUUGAUGAGCUCUUCGAUGUGAAAAAUGCUUAUUAUAUCGGCAGUUAUCAACAAUGUAUAAACGAAGCCCAGAAAGUUAAGCCAUCAACACCUGAGAAGGAGGUUGAGAGAGACAUGUUUCUGUACAGAGCCUACAUUGCACAGAGGAAGUAUGCUGUGGUGAUGGAUGACAUCAAGGCCAGUGCCUCGCCAGAGCUCCAGGCUGUCAAGAUGUUUGCUGAGUAUUGCUCCAACGAGGGCAAACGGGAUGACGUUGUGGCUGAACUUGACAAGAAGAUGGCCAAGAGUGUAGAUGCGGCCAACACAACCUUCCUGGUCAUGGCUGCGUCCAUUUACUACCAUGAGAUGAACUCUGACGCUGCCCUGCGGUCCCUGCACCAGGGAGAAAGUCUGGAAUGCAUGGCAAUGACCAUUCAGGUGCUGCUGAGUUUAGAACGUGUUGAUUUGGCAAGGAAAGAGCUGAAGAAAAUGCAGGAGCAGGACGAGGAUGCCACACUGACCCAACUAUCCACGGCUUGGGUCAACAUCGCUGUUGGAGGAGAGAAGCUGCAGGAUGCUUACUACAUCUUCCAGGAGCUGUCGGAUAAGUAUUCCCCUACUCUGCUUCUGCUUAAUGGCCAGGCUGCCUGCCAUAUGGCCCACAACAAGUGGGAGGAGGCAGAGGGGGUUCUCCAGGAGGCACAAGACAAGGACAGCAGCCACCCUGAGACUCUGAUCAACCUGAUUGUGCUGACCCAGCACUUGGGCAAAGCUCCUGAGGUAACCAACCGGUAUCUCUCUCAGCUGAAAGAUGCCCAUAGAGCUCACCGCUUCCUUAAAGAUUACCUGGCCAAGGAGAAUGAAUUUGACAGACUGGCGAUGCAGUAUGUUCCCACUGCGACUGUUUGACACAAUGGAGUAAUCUUUUUUGGACUACAAAACAUUAUGAAUACUGGACACACAACUGAUUGCUACAUAUCUUUUUUUGUCUAUCAAUAUGGAAAACUCUAAAUUGUAUGGAUUAACAUUGACAUGCACAUUUAGACAUUUUUAUAUAUAUAAAAAAAAAAUUGCUAAACUUUAUCAUAAUAAUAUGACCUUUUAUGUGGUGGACACAGAUUUUAUUUAUACUCUGAAGUAGUUGUAGUACAUUAAAUGUCCCUUUUGAUAAUGUCUCUGUUUGUAACAUUUGCAUUUAUCUAAAUGGUAAAAUGCCUCCUGUGUAACUGUUUUCUGUAAACAUUCCUCUGAAUUGACAAUACAUGUUUUAUGACCCUGUUUACACCCA